Messenger RNA from Scomber scombrus (Atlantic mackerel), 717 nucleotides. It is a transcript of the gene sdc4, whose product is annotated as syndecan 4. The record is from RefSeq and is a predicted model, not a curated record. Lineage: Eukaryota; Metazoa; Chordata; Actinopteri; Scombriformes; Scombridae. Gene Ontology annotation, cellular component: membrane; cell surface. Gene Ontology annotation, biological process: cell migration.
GUGAGGGAGACGGAGACGUGGAUGCCCAUGAAGACCACACAGACAGCCGCCUUGUCGACGCGCGACGUCGAGUCUUCGGGAGACUCUCCGAACGGCUCCGACUUCGGCUUCACGGACAACGACGGCGAAGACGACGACGAGGAGGAUGACGAUUACUACGACUCGUACGAUGAUGACGAGGACGACGAGGAGUACGACGGGUUCUCUGGAUCUGGGGACGGAGCAGCGACUGAGACGCCUGAACGAGACAUCCGGCCGUCGGUGAAGCCCGACUCCAACUCCAACAAGAUCCCCGAGAUGGAGCGUCCGGCGCGGCCCACCGUCAACGAGCUGGACGUCGUUAAGAACAGUAACGAGAUCCCGCUGCUGCGUAACGAGCCGGAGCAGGAGAACCCGCCCAACGUGCUCAUGUCUCACGCCGGAGAAGGAAGCAUCUUCAACAAGACGGAGGUUCUGGCAGCUGUGAUCGCGGGCUGCGCCGUCGGCCUGAUGUUCGCCGUCCUGCUCACGCUCUUCCUCAUCUACCGCAUGAAGAAGAAGGACGAGGGCAGCUACGAUUUGGGAAAGAAGCCGAUCUACAAGAAGGCGCCAACCACAGAGAUCUACGCAUAGACCCUUUAAAACCCCCGUCUACCCCCCCCCUCUAACACACACACACACCUCGCCCCCCCCCCACCCCUUCCACCCUGAAAAACCCAAUCAGGGCCUCACAGUGCC